UGGUGCCGCUUAUCCACGGGCUCCUAUUUUUUGAUGAAGCUCGAAGGUCGUCUUUUCAGUUUGUUCCUUGUACUUCUACCAGUAAUUGCAUCCCUUUAUCCUUGCUCAACUUCUGCCGAUAUAGAGGUUGUUCUGCAACCGCCAGGCGCUGUUGGAUGCGAGGAGAAGCUUUGGAGAACUUCCUUGGGCUCCUUUGAUUUCCCAAUUCUUUAAUGCCAGUGAUUUGGGAAUGGCUGACCGAGGAUCGACUCGUAGGACUUCUUCACAACCUAAAUAUUCGUCAUUGAACGCAAAUGCCAUUUACAAACCUGCCCAAGCACAACAACAGAAACCAUCUGGAAUCAACCGACAUGGACUUCAAAGUCUUGGAAAAGUACCCCUUAGACCUCCGAAGCCUGUUGCUAUUCCGAGUCUAAGAAAAGAGCACCAGGGACAUGAUCCUACUGUCAGUCUUGUCCCUAGUGGUGGUGGUGGAUGGGGUACGGCGAAUCAAACCAAAGAUAAAACUUCGUCGACUUCAAGCGCCGAACGAGUAAACCCUGAGCCGUCGCCAAGCUCAACGCCGUCCACCACACAGACUGUGAGCCAGGCUGGUGGAGAUCCACCUACGAAGAGAAAUUGGGCAUCGGUAUCGAGCCCUGAGCCGCCCGCUCCCUCCAGAGGUCCAGCAGCACUCGGUCAGCAAACCUUCCAGCGUGAAUUUCCAAGCCUUGGCAAUGACAAUAGACCAAGAACCCAAUCCGCGGACAGAAACGAUGCUUUUGUGGAGGGAUACCGGGCUUCCUUUCGCCCUGGAGAUCGCCCUAGUCCAGGUUCUGGGGCUGCUAGUCCACGCGGAGGAGGAGGCUCACGGCCUGCACCAGCUGGACGUGGGUACGGCCCUCCUGGGGCACUGGACGCUAGGAGACCGGUCUCUACCACGUCGAGUUCGCCAAGACCGCGACUCGCGGUUCCUGGCAAGGCACACUCCGCAUCCUCUGUCAGUGCCGACGACAUCAGGCACUUGCGCGAGGAUGACGAGGAGUCCGGAUGGGCCGGGCAGCAGGAAGAGGUUGACUUUGAUGCUAAGUUAAGCUGGGGUGACAGCGAUGACGAUGCAUCAAAGGGAGGCCGCUCUCCUCGUUCGCCUGGCGGCGCUGGAGCAGGUCCCAGGCAUACACAGCAUCAGCAGGACCAAGCUAGACCUCAACGUCUGGCUUUCAAGCGAGAUGGCAGUAGCUCAGCGCCACCAUCUGGCGGACACGAUCAGCGUGUCAACGGCUUGCCCGAUGCUUCCGCUGCCAACUUCUCCCAACAGCAACAGCAGCAAGCACAGCAGCAGCGCAACAAUGCGGGUCAGGACUACAACAGGCGACAAACGCCAGCGGCAGGACAUCAGGGCGCUGCGGCUGCCAACCAUACCCAGGCGCCGCCGCAACCCACUGCCCAGUCGCCGGCUGGCAGUAACGAGUCGCGUUUCCGCCUCAGCACUGAAGCCCGUCAGAACAUCCAGCGUCGCCGAGAGCAGGAGCUGGAGGAGGAGCAGGCCAGGCGCGAGCGCACACAAGCCAAGCUGCGAGAGCUGACCGAGCGCAAACGUGUCAGCAGUCCCACGCAGUCUCAUCCGCCGCCGCAACAGCAGCAGUCGUCUGCCAUGCCCAAUCGUGGACAAGGACAGUCGGCACAGUGGCGGUCUGCCAGCCAGGACGAAAUGGCCGGCGAAGAUCGCCGUGACCAGCAGCGCCCAUCGCGUCAGUUUGAUCACGACCAGCAGCAGCCAGCGCAGCCAUCUCAGCCCCAGCGUACGCGCAUGCGUCGUAGCGACGUCACGCUGCGGCCAAUGCACGACGAACGGCCGAAUGCUGCCGCCAACAGCACUGUGGCGACGACUACGGCCAACAAGCCGACGACAGCAACUGCUGCGGCAUCGUCCUCAGUAGAAACGUCGUCGGUUCAAGCCAUGGACGUUGUCAGCAGCGCUACUUCUGGUCCACCGCCGGCAGCUGGUGGUCAGCCUGCACUGACGAUAAUGCGCAGGCAGCAGCAGCAACAACAGCAUCAGCAACAGCCUGCUCCCGCGACUUCUGCCAGUACGACGUCCGCCUCAUCCGAGAGCACACAGAGCGAGCGGAGAUCUGCUCCGGCUGCCGUAGCCCCCGAGCAAGACCAUCAUGCAGCAGAGCGAGCAUCGGCGACAGGUGGCCCUGCAGCACAGGAUGCACCACCAUCUCCUCGCCGGCGUCCCGCUGCUCCCUUGCGAGCCGCUCCUCCGCCGGCUACAUCGGCGUGGGGCAAUGUGCGCAAGUCGCCGGAAGUCGCCGCCCCUACGCAGCCGCCUUCGUCGAGCCUGCCCGUUGAGGAGUGGCCCACGGCGGAGCAGUCCAAGGACAUUAAGGAGACGGUGCGGCCGGACGACGCCACCACACCUGGCGGCUACAUGGACGAUCGCGAUCGUCCUCGCUACCCGCACCACGGCCAUCAUGGCGACGAUGGGCACCACAUGGGCGGCAUGGACGACGAGGAGAUGUACAGUCGGUACGGUCGCGGUGGUGGCAGCGGUGAUGCCCGUGCUGCUGGUCCCGGCGGACCACACAACCAGCGUCAGCUGUACCGCGGUUAUGACGACGAGUAUGGUCACCGCCCGGACCGCCCCGAGGGCGGCGGCCGAAUGCGAGGCAGAGGCCGAGGCAGCGCGCGCUUUGGCGACGAGCACCGCGGUGGUCGCGGCGGGCCCCGCCGUGGUGGCGGGGGCGGCGGCCAGGAUUAUCGUGAUGACUACCGGUACGAGCCUCGCGUCCAGGGUCCACGUGAGGACUACGGUGGCUAUGAUGAAGAGCGAUCGGCGAGGCGGCGGCCACGCGAGGAUCGGCGUCGAGAAGAGCGCAUGGAGAGUAUUGAAAAGACGCGCGAGGCCACCGCAGCCAUUGCUGCUGCUGCUCAGGUCGCGGCUGAUGCGCAGGCCGACGCGGCUGACGCACAGAAAGAAGAGGGCGCCGUCGGCUUGAAGGACUCAGCUCCGUCGCCGGAUGUUCAGGCUGAGCACAGGCCACGUCGCGAGAGACCUUCCCGCUCGGACGGCCCGUGGAAGCGCGGUGGCGACAACCAGCAGCAGCAGCAGCAACAGUCCGAGGGAGCAGAUGGCCGCGCGGACCGUCGCAGGGAGCACCGUCGCAGAGACAACGACGAACAGCGCACUGGUGGCAGUCGCGAUGCGCCACGCCCCAGGAGAGAAGAGCGAGGAGGUGAACAACAGCGCACGGAGCGUGGCGGCGAGCAGGAUUCCCGUCCUGAGCGCGCCGACCGUGGCGAUCGUCACGAGCGCAGAGACCGUGCAGAGCGAGGUGCUCGCCAAGACCGAGGAGACCGUGUUGAACGUACUGGCGAAGACCGCGGCGAGCGAGCAGAGCGUCCGGAUCGGCGUGAGAGAGGUGGCCGCUCGGAGCGCGGCGGCGGUGCUGCACGUAACCAGCGUGAUGCCGCCGACGGUGGAAACCGCGAGCGUCCGGAACGUCGCGAACGUACAGACAGACCCGACCGAGAGAGGCCAGAGAGAGGCGAGCGUGCAGAUCAUCGCGGCGAGCGCACAGACAGGCCAGAGCGUGCGGACAGACCCGAGCGUCGAGAGCGCCACGAGCGUGCAGACGGAGACAAGCGCACCAGGAAGCCACGCACCAGCGGCACAGACCAUCCCCGGGCCGAAGCACGAGACAGCACUGAUGGCGGCUCCGUCAGCAAGCCCAGCGCCAAGUCGCAGGCGGAAACAUCGGACGCGCGUUCCAGACAGGACAAGCCAAGACAGCCUGCCUGGUCGACACCGUCAGCACGGCCCACGUUUACAGAGGCAUCCACAUCAGCCGCAUCAGCAGCACCGAGGGAUUCUGCGGAGUCCGUUCCUGCCGCUAAGCGAUCGUCGCUGGACGAGUCCAGCGGCAAGGAAGGUAAACCUCAGAAGGUGCAGGACGCCGACCAGAUCAGAGCAGCACGUGAGCGUGCCAUUACCCGCCGCCGCGAAGCCAGAGCACUGGAGGAGAGCGCCAGCAAGGAAGCAGAAAGCCGCGAGGGGCCGCCACCCGCGCCCAUCACAUCGCUAUCGUCCAACACAGGCAAGGAAGCAGCGGCAGCAGCAACGUCUACAGCCAGCACCAGACCGCCAAGGGCUGGCCGUGAUGCCGUCGCGGCACCAGCACGUGGUCGCGGAGGCCAUUCCGUCAACACUCGCCGCGGCAGCGGUGAGAGUGGAUCCAUGGCCACGUCCGGAUCAUCCACCAGUGUGGCGAACACCGGCACUGGCACGACGACGACAUCAGCACCGCCCGCUCGCGGCGGUAAGGUCAAGGGCUAUAGUACGCAACGGCCUGCAGCUCUUCUGCCCAAUCCGUCUGUCGCUCCCCGAUCGUCUGUCGCCAGUACUGGUAACCAAGCCGACGACAAGUCCGCCGAAGGGCGCUUGGGUGCUUCAUCACAGCGUCAACGUGGUAUUGGGAAAGCUCGGCGUGGCGCUCGCAAUCAGCAAACAGCGAACAAACUGUCGCCCACAGAACCUCCAGUCAACUCUGGUCGGUCCAGUAGCCCAGCCCCGGAUGCUGCGAGUGCACGGCCAAAGCGGCCCACAACACCCAAGGUCCAUGUUCUAGAUAGCGUCGACUUCAACUCGGCCAUGGUGCAUGUCAUUGAUGAAGUUCCAGAGAAAGGCAAGAACCAGCGGAGCGCUCCUCUUGUCGACGCCGGCUCCACGGCCGACGGUGAUUUCCAGGAGGUUGUUUCACGCCGCAACCAGCGUGAGAAACGCCAGCGCAAGCAGCUUGAAGAGCAGCAGCAGCAGCGCCAGCAGGGUGAUGCGACCGCGUCACGGGAAUCGUCGCGUAAGACCGGCUCUGCUCAGGUUAACGGAGCUGCGGCGUCUUCGUCCCAGGGUGCUCAGUCGUCACGCGCUGUCGGUGCUCGCGCUCCCGUGUCCGCCACCUCGCCAGUUCUCUUCAGCGGUAGCAACGCCUCUGCCAGCUACGCCAUGACGGCAUCGGGUGGCAGCAGUACGUCAGUAAGCACCGGCGGCAAACCGGUGGAGAAGACGUCGAGCGCCUGGAGUGGGUCGGCGGCGUCGGGUACUGACUCUGGCGCAUCGCCCGUCUCGCCCACAGGCCAAGCCGCCAAUUCACAGCAGAACUUCCUGGCGUCUCCGUUCGACAUGCCAGCACUGUACAACACGGUUGUUCAGCAGCAGCAACAGAGCGUUGGUAGCAGCACUGCCAACACGCCCAGCUCUCCCACGGUGCAGACGGCCACCAGCAAUCAUCCGUCGUCCACGGUGCACGAGAUCCUUCAGGUGGGCCCCGACGGCGCCGGCGCCAGUUACAACCCGCCGCGCAGCCAGGGUGCUGUAGGUGACAAGAAGGUCGCCACCACCCCCGGUACUAGCUCUAAAGCCGCCACCGCAACCUCCAGCGGUGCUUCUGUUGCCUCGUCGUCAUCAUCAUCAACGGCAGCAGCGGCCGCCGCCGCGAAAGCCAAGGCACGUGGUCGUGGGCGCGGCGGCACCAGGCGAAAGGAGACCACCGUUCGUCCUGGUGGCAACGACGCCACCACUACUGUGGACUCUGGCAAGUCGGCUGAGCGCAAGAGCAGCAAGACAUCAGCCAAUAUGGCCGCUGGAGACUCUGCAAAGGCCCGUCGUCCGGAGAAGAAGCCCAAGAAGCAAAUUCUUGACAAGAAGUCCAAGACGAGCGAUGCGGACGAAUCCGUUUCUCCCGCUGAAGGUGCCGGAGCAGAGUCGCAUCCUGCAGCCGAGCCUCCGAGCACUGACAGUAUGAAGCCAGUAGCCACUGCAGUCUCCGCCAAACUGCAAACACCGGGCGGCGCCGCUCUGCAGGCGGCAAGUAUGCCCGGACUGGGCAAGCAGGUGUCCCCCGCUCCCAUGGCCGGCAGCACCAUCACGGGGCCUGCGUCGGCCAUGUCAAUGGGUAUGGAUCAAACCCUCAGUAACCAUCCCUUCUCGUCCUGGGGUGGCGUCCAACAGCAGCAACAACAGACGGCACAGCAACCGCAGCAGCAACAACAAGCUAAGCCCGCCACUACCAACAGUACCAUCAAGACAACGGAGCAACUGGAGCAGAAGACCCAGCUGGCUGCCUAUAAUGCUUGGAAUACGGUGUCAACGCCCGCCCCCGAUCACAGUCGGGUAGCGCACCCGGCGAGCGUUGCCGAAACCAGCAAGCCGCAUGUCAGCAGUGGCACAGCCGGUAGCGCACCCGGCGAAGCUGAGAAAAUCCCUGCCGGCCAAGGGUUCGCUGGUGCCAGCAAGAUUGGCCUAUCGGCCCAGACCAUGUUCAAUCCGUUCGCCUCGCUGUAUCAGGGUCCUCCAGCCCAGCAGCAGCAACCCCAGCAACAACAACAGCAGCAGCUUGCUCAGUCCGGCUUUGUCCUCCAGCAGACGCGUGCGCAGGCACAGCAGCUUGGCCAGGCAUCUGCCCAGGCCGCCGGCGGCCUUUCUGCCCGCUCCUUUGCUGCGGACAGCGCGCUGGCAAGCAGCAUGAUGGCGGCGGCUGCGGCGCCCAACUCUGCCACCAGCCAGUACCACAUGCCGCACGGCAAGCCCGCCAUGAUGCUGAGCAAUCCAGCGGCCGCCGGUGCAUCGCAGCAGGCCAUAGCCCGUCCGCGCAUGAUGCUCAACCAGGCGGCGUACGGCACCAACCUGGUCAGUCACCAGCUGCACGGCACUGCCGGAAUGCAGCCCAUGAUGCUCAGCGGCUCGCACAUGAGUGGCAACGCUGCACCGCCAGCCAAUACCCUGGUCCAGUCACAGCAGCAGCAUAUGCGUAACAUGCAGUAUACCGCCAGUGCGUUUCCCGGUCAGGCGCAGCAGCACCUCGCCCUACGCCCGAUCGACUCCAACCAGUCCGUCGGUGGAUCUACGGCCGUAAGUUCGACGGCCGCUGUAUCUUCGUCUGCGCCUCCGUCCAGUCAAGGCCGAGCCAAGCAAGUGCAAGGAGAAGCAGCAGGUAAUGGCAGCUCGUCGCUCGCAAAGCACGUCGAAGCGAAGGAGUUCAAGCCGCAGCUGCACCGUCCUACCCUUGACGGUAGUGAGUCCACAGGUAGUUCUGUUAACUCGUCCUCCAACUCUAGUCAUGUCCAGGUAAUGUACAGACAGAACCCGUCACAGCAGCAACAACCUGCGUCGUUUGGAAUGGUCGCCUCACAGUCAGACUCUGUGGGUCAGCAGCUGCAGUUUCAACAAGCCUCACAACAGCAGCAGCAACAACAACAGCAGCAACAACAACAACAACAGCAGCAACAACAGCAGCAGCAGCAGUUCUUUUCCCAGCCAGGUCAAGGCCAGCACCCUGGGGCCGGUUUUGGCCAGCUUGUAGGUAACCAGUAUACGAUCCGCUCAUCGCUACCGCAGCAGACCAAUACACUGAGCUCGCAAGUGCAGGCACAAUCUCAGCUAUUAGCUUCCCAGCAGCAACAACAACAGCAGCAGCAGUCCAACACUGCUCACCAGCUGCACAGCAGCCUGCAGCAGGCAGGUGCAGCCGCCAACCAGAUGGUGCGCCCUUCACCGGCCGCACUGCAGCAGGCGUCGCAGGCGUAUGCCAUCGGUGCACCGCCGCGCCAUCCCGGCACCGCGCUGCAUCAGGCGCCAGGCGUGCCCCCCUCCGCCGUCGCCGGCCAGAGGCACAUCUCGUCCGUCCCGGUCGGCGGUAUGCUGCACAACGUGGGUCGAGGUCAUCACCCCAGCCAGCAUCACUACUCGCUACCCACGGCGGCGGCACAAGCAGCAGCAGCAGGACAGGUUGUCGGUGCCCAGCGACCGGGUGGUAUGCACGCAGCAGCGGCAGCACAAAUGGCCGCUGCAGCAGCAGCCGGACAGCAGCAGCAAGGUCAAGGGGGACCCGUUGACCAGAAGCGCAUUGAGCAGCAGCGCGCUCUUCAGGAGGCGUCCACUCACAUCCGCCACGCCAACGAGCAAGAGGCGAUGUACCGUCAGCGCCAGCAGCAGACCAAUUCUGCCGCCGCCGCUAUUGUGUCCACGGCCACAGCAGCAACUGGCAACAUGGCAGACGGGAAGUCACCGCUUCUACCCUAUCCCAAUGCCGCAGCGCAAGGUGCACCACGGCCGCCGUACAUGCCCGCUCAGCAAUCUCGCGUGCACCCUGCCUCUGCCGCUGCUGGUCCGUUUCCCGCCGCCCCGAUAGGAGUCGCGCCGUAUCAUCACAGCUUUCAGCAGUCUGCGGCGCUGAGCAGUCGUCUUCUCCCUGCUGGCAACUCCGUCGGUGGUCUUCCACCCGUCGCAGCUUUGCGGCCUUCUGCACCGAGUACAGCGUCGAAUUCGGCGCCCGCGCUAGGUUCUGCAGCUGACAAGUCCGGUGGUAGUGUGACAGCUGCUGCCACUACUGGUUCGGUUCCAACCGCUCCAGCCACCGGCGCAAGCUUUGAACCCAUCGUUGUGUCAGACAGUACACCCCCAGCGGUGACGGCAGGAGUCGAGCAGCAGCGUUCCGCAGUGUCCGAGGUGUCCGCACCGCCAUCGGCAUCGAGCAGCUCUGCUACUGAGCCGGCUUCAGCCAGCGCGCCAGCAGCACACAGCGAAGUUAGUGCUGCUCCGUCAGCAGGGGCGAACGUAACAGCUGCGGCUACUGACUAGAGAAGCUGGCAGACUCUUCCAAUUCGAUAUCACCAUCAACGACUGCCGCCAGUGCAGGUGGUCUGCGAGCCGCAGCCACCACAAUGGCCGCAACGUCGUUAUGUUCCGUGUUUUGUGAGGCUGCCGUGGAUCCAGCGAGUCUAGUCCGUUAGCGGCAUGCGUACGGCGUGUAUGCUUGCUUCUCUUUUGUGUGUUGUCAGUGGCAUGUCCGCGCCCGUAGGAGGUGUAUUGACUAUUUUGUUGUGGGCACGUCUCAGUUCAGUUCUUCGCUUCUGGUCCCUAGCGGCUCUGCUGGCCGGCUGACUGACCCCGGACUCUGUCUCUGCCCGCUGCUUCUUGCCUUUUCCGCUCUUCUGUGGAUCCAACAGUGCGCUUGCUGUUUGCUAUGUUUGGCGGCGUCUGAUACGACGCCUCCUUGGUGACCUGAACAAAAAUGUGCUCGCCUGGCUCGGUUCACUCUGCCAGUGGAGCCGACGGCAGCAGAUUGUGGCGGACACACACUCGUACACGUGGUGGCGUGUUCAUGAAUGAAUCUCUCGCUUGUACUGCUACGGCCAAGCGGAUGCAGUGCGCGCGUGCAAGCAAGCGGGCUCCUGUCUUCUCCAUGGCAUGUUUCUCGUCUCAAUGGGGGGCCUUGCGCUAGUGGAGCGCGAUAGAGAACUGCUGACACUCAACUACAAUGACACCAGAACGACAUCAAGUUGUAUGAUUUUGUGUAUGUGUUUGGUUGUGGUUGUGUCGCAAUGAUGGUUCGUCGUGACGAACUCGCCAAUCGAUCACUCUCCGCCUGCUGAUCUCCACCCAGCUACUGCUGCUGAUUUUUAUAUUCUUUUCCUUUACUUUCUCUUCUUCUUCGCGAUCGUUGCUGUAGCGUGUAGGGCCUCUCCGAUUUGGCCUGAGGGGUUGUUUUUUUGCUCAGCUUUUGCCUUUUGGACCAGCACCGUCUGGGCCUGAGUUUUUUGGUUUCUGACUUGGAGACGGUGUGUGUGUGUGUGUACAUGUAUGUCGAUUGUCGAAUGCUGCGUGUGGUGCAAUUUCUCGCUUUCUGCAUUGUGUUGUCUUUGACCUUUUCUCUCUCUUUUUGUAGUGUGGAGUUCACCCGCUCCUCACUGCAAUUUGUGGUGUCUUUGACUUUCUCUCUCUCUCUUUGUAGUGUGGAGUUCACCCGCUCCUCACUGCAAUUAGUGGUGUCUUUGACUUUCUCUCUCUUGUUGUAGUGUGGAGUUCACCCGCUCCUCACUGCAAUCAUGUUGCUGUGCGCCUGCCGUUUCACUUCUCACCUGCGGGGAGCAGUCACCUCGUGUGCGUUUUCGUGCUGACCUGGUCGCUGCUUGUCGGGGCGACCAUAUUGGUCUUGUAAAUGUGUCUGAUAUGUCUAAUAGUAUACAUAUAACAUGUUGGGUACAUACAGGCUGCCCGUGAUCUGGAGCCAUCCCGGUUCUGUGUGUUGGUUUCUUUCUUUCUUUUUUCUUGCUCGCAAAAUGUCACCGGGAGACAUUGCACACUGUCUUGUGCUGAUUCUGUUUCGAAUUGUCGUUUGUUUUGUUUGUUUUUGCUAACUACCAACUACUGCUGAAAGUUGUUUUUUUUCAUACUGCUUUUAGCUGUUAUUAUUCGGCGUUGCUACCCUCAUGCCUCUCUGGAUAUUGCCCCACAGGACUGUGUACUGGUCUGUCAUGACUUCUAAACCGGCUCGUCUCUUCGUGUCCACUUUUCCAUUCCCGUGCGGACGGAGAGUCUCUGUGCCGCGUCCGCACGCAGAAUGGGUGUGUGUGUGCGUGUUUGUGUAUGUGUAUCCGUGUGUGUGUGUGUGUGUGUGUGUGUGUGUGUGUGCUGCCCUAACCGGGACUCUCUCACUAAUGCAUUGGAAGAGUAUUUUGCAACUUAGUGUCGUAAACACCUGAAACUAGGGAGGUUUAGUCCCACGUAAUCCGUGGGUACUUUACGUGUGUGUACCACGUGAUAUAUAUACUCAGUGACCCACGUACAGACGUUUUCUGAUUCACGACAUACCGUGUAUGGAGGCUCACCCACGUUCCGCCAGAACGUGGGUGAAAAUCAGAAUGGAGCGCAUUGUGCGAGCUGUGAGGGUGCUCAGCUGAAGAAGUUUCCGAAGCACGAAAUCAAAAUAUUGGAUGAGCUUCUUAGGCCCGGGUAACUUCGUCUUUGACCAGGUUUGGGCCUUUCACUUCAUGCUUUUGUUUGUUCCGUGUGACUACACAACCCACGUGUACAUGUAUAUGUGUACAUGUAUGUCGAUUGUCGAAUGCUGCGUGUGGUGCAAUUUCUCGCUUUCUGCAUUGUGUUGUCUUUGACCUUUUCUCUCUCUUUUUGUAGUGUGGAGUUCACCCGCUCCUCACUGCAAUUUGUGGUGUCUUUGACUUUCUCUCUCUCUUUUUGUAGUGUGGAGUUCACCCGCUCCUCACUGCAAUUAGUGGUGUCUUUGACUUUCUCUCUCUUGUUGUAGUGUGGAGUUCACCCGCUCCUCACUGCAAUCAUGUUGCUGUGCGCCUGCCGUUUCACUUCUCACCUGCGGGGAGCAGUCACCUCGUGUGCGUUUUCGUGCUGACCUGGUCGCUGCUUGUCGGGGCGACCAUAUUGGUCUUGUAAAUGUGUCUGAUAUGUCUAAUAGUAUACAUAUAACAUGUUGGGUACAUACAGGCUGCCCGUGAUCUGGAGCCAUCCCGGUUCUGUGUGUUGGUUUCUUUCUUUCUUUUUUCUUGCUCGCAAAAUGUCACCGGGAGACAUUGCACACUGUCUUGUGCUGAUUCUGUUUCGAAUUGUCGUUUGUUUUGUUUGUUUUUGCUAACUACCAACUACUGCUGAAAGUUGUUUUUUUUCAUACUGCUUUUAGCUGUUAUUAUUCGGCGUUGCUACCCUCAUGCCUCUCUGGAUAUUGCCCCACAGGACUGUGUACUGGUCUGUCAUGACUUCUAAACCGG
This is a messenger RNA of Sycon ciliatum, 11562 nucleotides long. Its product is annotated as pneumococcal serine-rich repeat protein-like. Lineage: Eukaryota; Metazoa; Porifera; Calcarea; Leucosolenida; Sycettidae. Bases 230 to 8620 code for a protein of 2796 amino acids. The transcript is spliced from 11 exons. Gene Ontology annotation, biological process: cell differentiation. The record is from RefSeq and is a predicted model, not a curated record.